Molecule: messenger RNA, 1756 nt
Organism: Calliphora vicina (urban bluebottle blowfly)
Lineage: Eukaryota; Metazoa; Arthropoda; Insecta; Diptera; Calliphoridae
Product: putative phosphatidate phosphatase
Exons: 1
Coding region: 119-1177 (352 amino acids)
Biological process (GO): signal transduction; phospholipid dephosphorylation; phospholipid metabolic process
Cellular component (GO): plasma membrane
Molecular function (GO): phosphatidate phosphatase activity
Source: RefSeq, a predicted model, not a curated record
GAACAAAUAAUAACAAAAAAAAAACGGUGAAUUUUUAAUUACACAUUAAUAAAUAAAUUUGAAUUCGUGUUAAAAUUCUGUGCAAGACAGUGUGAGUGUGUGCGUUUUUGGAUACAAGAUGAAACGUCUUAAAAGUGUAGCUCGUAUUAGUUUCGAUUUACUAAUAUUCGCUGGCUUAUGCUUAUCGGAAGUGGCCUUGCGCAAAUGGUUUAAACCCUACAAACGCGGAUUCUUCUGCAACGAUGAAUCACUGCAGUAUCCCUAUCGAGAAAGUACCAUUGGUACGGUAUCUUUGGUGGCCAUUGUUUUGGCUGUGCCCUCUUCGGUUAUGGUGGUGGUGGAAUUAUUUAAGCAACUUUCUCCAUUGCCCAAUGAAAAAAGGAAAUCUCCUCAGCAUAACAACUCUAAGGCAGGCUGUCGCAUAGGCGAAAGAUUAAUGCACUGUUACACGCAAAUUGGUUAUUAUUUGUUUGGUUUGGCCUUGUGUUUGGUCUCCACCCAUAUUACCAAGUAUACAGUGGGCCGUUUAAGGCCUCACUUCUUUGCGGUGUGUCAACCUCAACUGCCGGAUGGUUCUACCUGUAAGGAUUCCUUCAACUUUGGCCGCUACAUAGAGGUGUACGAGUGUGUGGGACAAAAUCAUACGGCCGCUACUUUGGCCCAGCUGGGUCAAUCAUUUCCCAGUGGUCAUGCCAGCAUCUUCUUUUACAGCAUGGUCUAUUUGGCCAUUUAUUUGCAGGCUGCUUUGAGUACUCGAGCCUCAAAAUUACUGAAACAUUUGCUGCAAUUCAUAUUCAUCAUGUUUGCCUGGUAUGUGGCCUUGACACGCAUUUCCGACUACUGGCAUCAUUGGUCCGAUGUGGUGGCUGGCACUAUUUUGGGCUCUUUAAUAGCCUUUGUGGUGUCGGUGUUUGUGGCCAGAAUCUUUGUUAGAAAACCCCUUAGAGCCAAUGCCAAUAUAGCACCCAAACCACCAGCCAAACCUGCUGCUUCACCCACCAACUCUUCCGCCAAAUCCAAUAAUUCACCGCCCAUCUUGCCUGCUUACACCUUUGGUACCUUGCCCUAUUUGCCUCAUCCUCAUGCCGCCACAGCGGCCGCUGUAGCUGCAGCCGCUGCUGCCCAGCAACAGGCUCAAUAUGCCCAGACCUAUCACAAUUAUGGCUAUGUGCCUUAGACAUGCAAUCAACCACCCAGGCUUAAUGAUAAUGGUGAUGAUGAUGAUCGUGAUGAUGCUGUUGCUGCUAAUGCCGUUGAUGUGAUGUGAAAGUAGUCAAACGUGUGAGAGCCUUAACAAAAAAAAGAAAAAAUGUUGCAUGCACCAAAAACAUGUUAAAAAUUAAAAAUUUUUGCGUGCCUAUUUUUGGUUGUUUGUUUUGUUUUAUUGUAUUUUUUUUUAUUAUUUUUAUGAUUAUUUUUUAAGUUUUAAAUUAAUCUCGUAUCGAAAAACUUGUCUUCAGUUAGCUGUAUGUAGUUAGUUAGUGUGCAACCAAAUAUAGCCAAACAGCCACAAAUUGCUGUACGAAUGUACAGAAAAACAAAGUGUAAUUUUGUAAUUUUUAUGUGUAUUUUAAAUUUUUUGGAUUCUUUUUUUUUUUUUUUGGUUUAGUGCUGCCUGUGCCUGUCCACCUUCAAUAUAAAUUGUUUUUGCGUCUCUUUGGUUUAGUAGUCUGUAUAUAGAUUUGUAAGUUUUCGUUUUUUUUUUGCUUGUAAUAAAGUUUUACUUAUAUGUAGCGUAUGUAAGUUACAAAAUACA